Molecule: messenger RNA, 1476 nt
Organism: Neodiprion fabricii
Lineage: Eukaryota; Metazoa; Arthropoda; Insecta; Hymenoptera; Diprionidae
Gene: Atg14
Product: beclin 1-associated autophagy-related key regulator
Exons: 9
Coding region: 20-1465 (481 amino acids)
Biological process (GO): mitophagy; cellular response to starvation; autophagosome assembly
Cellular component (GO): phosphatidylinositol 3-kinase complex, class III; extrinsic component of omegasome membrane; mitochondria-associated endoplasmic reticulum membrane contact site
Source: RefSeq, a predicted model, not a curated record
AGGCUCAUUGUUUUCGGUUAUGGCGACAAGCAGCUCUGACGGAUCUUGUGCAGCGCCCGCAGAUUUUCAGCUUUCAUCCGAAUUGGGAGUCGUUGUCAGCCGUCUGAGCAUCAAUUUACUAAAGUGUCCGCUGUGCUACAAUACCCGUAAAAUUUUCUACUGUAGACACUGUAUUCACAAUGGGGAUUUCGUACAUUCAACUUCUGUUUACUCUGAACGGUUUGCGGAUAAACAGUUACGGUUGCUACGGUUGAAAGCCGCAAAGUCCCAGCUUGAAGAAAAAUGCAUGAAAACCCUGGAAAAAAUUAAAUACAAGGACAAACUGAUAUGUGAUAUCAAGACCUGUAAAGAUCGAAUCAGGCUAGUCCAGUCUUUGGUGAAUGAGACGAAGCAAAAUAUAAACACAGGUAAUCAAAGAUUAAACAUCCUUAAAGAUGUUAAUGCGCAAUUGGCAUUAAGAUUGCCAAGGCAUGAGGACCGAGUAGAUAAAUUGCAACGAUACGUAAUAGGAAUAAAGGCGAAGCAAGAGAAGGAAAGGGAAGCUGUUGAGAGAAAGAAGCAAUUGCACAAAAAAGUUGUUAGGAUGGCUACCCAACAAUUGAUUGAUUAUAUUUUUCCCAUAUCGCAGAUAAAGCCCAGCCGAAGUUUGUACAGCAGCGAAGAUGAGAGUGUCUGUGGAGACUUGGUAAGUUGCGCACUUGCAGAUGCUUCCAGGACAUCUUACGUUAGGGGCAGGUGGGUUAAUGACACUGAGAAUAGCCUGGAAAUGCAACAUUGCAUUGUAGCCCCAACUUUACCAGGAACCGGAGAUUAUUCUGCUUAUUCGGUUUGGGUGGCGGCCAACAAAGAUGGUGUACCAGGAGGAAACAAAGAAAAUGCUAUGCACAAUCCGGGCUACAAUAUUAGCGCAGCUCUGACUUAUACAACACAACUCGUUAAUGUUCUUGGAUUUUACCUGGAUGUAAAAUUACCAUAUAAACUGCCCUAUAGUGAUUUUUGCAGCAAUGAAAUGACGGACCAAAAAUUUGCCAGAAAAGUGGCCAGGCUCAAUAGCAAUGUAUUGCACUUAUGUUUUACACAAAAUACAAAUCUUUCGUAUUUACAUCCCACCCACACAUUGCAGAACAUUAUGCACUUGCUCAAUACUGACAUCAGCAAUCUUGGAAGAACUGGUCCAAUCGAAACGGAUUUACCAACUGCUGCGCUGAUGCAAAGUCAACUGAUUCCGGAUUUAGAAGCUAGCGAUGACUCCGCUUCAGAUGACGAGGAAGACACUCCCAAUUGGGAAUGGGAGGCUGUACCACAUGUUAUUUGCCCCGAGAUGAUGGUGCCAAUUCCAGGGGGAAUGAUGGGCCAGCAAUCAUCGGCAAGCAUGCAGGUGAACCAAAGUGUGGCCGGUGGACUUGUGACAAGUGCAGCAGCUAGCAUAGCCUCGCUAUGGCGAGGGUGGACUGCCAAUAAAUAGAUUAUAAAAGG